ACCUGUUCGUGUAUCGACAGAUUUUACACCGUGUCCUCAAAAUUAUGUUUAACGAAGCUGAGCAUUGUUGUUAUUCGGAUUAUAAAAGUCUUAACACAGGUUACAUGACUGAUCAAAAUACUGGCGGAAUAACGACACACCUGUAAACAAAGAUGAGUUUCACGACGAAACUUGGACUCCGUUCCAUUUCACUUUCACUUGUGGUUUGGAUAGUGAACUGUGCAGGUUUACCAUGGCCAGAUUUCGAGAGUGGGUGGUUGCCUAUUAUAAACGGCCUCGAACAUGUUGCUAGACUUAACAUUGACCAUGGUUUAGGAGAAAUUCCUGUUCUGGUUGAUGUGUCGGUAAAAAUCAAGGACAAUAUAUUUCCGGCCUCAGGAUUUCGACCUGAUCACCCGAAAGAGAGAUCUGGACCAAUUGUUUAUAUAUACGAUGACAUGUAUGUCAAUGUAUCAACAUCUCCGGUAGAAGAUCCACUGUACAGAAUAUUUCAUAGAGUACCAUCGCGCUAUAGCGGAGCGAAACCAAAUAUCCUGGGAGAUGCAAAGGUGCGAAUACGAGCUUGGAAACUGACGUCACUUCCGGCAGAGGACUUCAGGCAGUCAGGAAUAAUGUUAAAAGCGAAUACUUCAAAAGUUUCUGAUUCUUACGCUGAAGUGAAUCAUAACCUUGGUGAAAUGCCAUGUCUUGUGGUUGUUCGAAUGAAAAUGCUCCAGGGCGGCCAUGCACUUAUGGCUGAUGGUGUUGGCUCCUCUAUGCAGGUAUUUGCCGAUGUACCAGACAGAACGAAUGCCUAUCUUGUAUAUGGUUACAGCGAUACCACAUUCAGAUUGUGGGUGGACUCUUCAGUUUAUGGAGCAAUUUUUGACGGCAGAAAACAUACAUGGUUUGAUAUGGUUAUAGCCGAGGGCGAGGCCGAGAUCUACGCAUGGAAGUGUCCAACUAUAACACCCCAAUUCAACCAGCGUGUUGUAACAAGAAACUCUAUGGACCAGCUACCGGAACGGUGGAGACUGGAUGUUGAUUAUGAUCUCGAGCCCUCGCUUAUUCGUGUUUCGGUUCAAGCAGAAGAUCCCGGCGGCGCCAAUAUGGGUUUCAGGUUUCCUGGUGGAAUGAAUCUCGGAUAUACUGUUCCGCUAGAAACAGGAAAUUCCGUAAAACAUCCGACUGUUGGUGGCCUUUCGUAUACCUACAGGGUGGCGGCGAGAAAUGUUUAUUUUUGGCAGCCGAUGUAUGAUGUCUUCGAUAAAUCUACUAUAUUUAUCGCGGAAUCGUUUGGCGGCGGAACAAAUACUGAAAUAUCUAAGAGCGAGUCAGUCUACAUCUAUAGCUGGAUCUACAACAAAAAUGGUGGAUGUCCGGCACCGGUCAUUCCAAAUGGAAUUGUAGACAUGCCAGUCAACGGAACGUCAACUGGCGCACGUGCAGAAGUACGUUAUGAGGAGGAAUUUAUGCUUUCACCGGAAGAUACGUUUAACUUUUACGACGAAAAGUUAACAAUAACUUGCAAUAAGUUUGGAUACUGGGAGAAAUAUGCCCAGAUGUAUGCCCAAAGAUGGAAUCUGUGA
Mercenaria mercenaria is the source of this 1568-nucleotide messenger RNA. RefSeq lists its product as uncharacterized. The coding region runs from base 153 to 1568 and encodes 471 amino acids. Lineage: Eukaryota; Metazoa; Mollusca; Bivalvia; Venerida; Veneridae. The transcript is spliced from 11 exons. The record is from RefSeq and is a predicted model, not a curated record.